UUUGGCCAAUUACAGCGAGGAUAUCAACGGCUACGUGUCGAGUUGGGGGAUACGCAGUGCAUUACGAGGAGCAAACUUGAUCCCUACGAACAUGGCGAUGAAGCGCGUUCUGCUGCUCGCGGCGGCGAUGGCGAUGGCUACCGCACAGGGCGAAGUCAUCAACCAGUCGGCUAAGCGCACGUUUGACCUGACCAAGCACGUGGUGCGCGAGUACACCGAGUUCCAAUUCUCCGACGCUGAUGCCGAGGUGACUGAAUACGAUGUGGCCUUCCCACGCGCACUGGAGACGCAUCUGGCCUACGUGUCCGCUCGCUGCGGCAAGACUCCCUGCGAGAUCGUUCCUGCCACGCAAAAGCACGCAGCCAAGGCUAAGACGCCCGAGGACGCCGCACUUUACACGGUUCUGCUUAAGAAACCCGUAGCUAAGGGAGAAACUGGCAGCGUCAAGGUCACGGCUUACUUCACGCGCGUGCUUACGCCGUACCCGGCGGAGAUUACGCAAAAGGAGGACCAGCUCGUGCUCUUCGACGCCAGCCACCUCAUCACCUCGCCCUAUCUCACCAAGACGCAGACCACUAAGCUUAAACUUCCUUCAGGCAAUGUGGAGAGCGUUCGUGCCGCCGAGCCCAUCUCCAGGAAGGGCUCUGUGGUUACGCUCGGACCUUACACGGACGUUAAGGCAUUCGCUGCCGGUGUUGAGUCCUCGCCUCUGAGUGUGCACUACAAAAACCACUCCCCGUUCAUGACCAUCACUAAACUUACGCGUGAGAUUGAAGUGUCCAUGUGGGGCCGUGUAUCUUUCGAGGAGGUCUACGACUUGGAACACACUGGUGCCAAGCUGAAGGGAGGCUUCUCGCGCUACGACUACGUACAGCUCCACCAGCGCAGCGCCUCGUUCCACGAGAUGCACGCGCACCUGCCCAAGGACUCCGUUAACGUGUACUACCGCGACCAGAUCGGUAACAUCUCCACUUCUCGCCUGCGUCCUGCCAGCCGUACGGGCUCGCACCAGGAUCUCGAGUUCAAGCCGCGCUUCCCUCUCUUUGGAGGCUGGAAGAGUCAGUGGUACCUCGGCUACUCGGUCCCCACGUACUCGGUACUGACGCAUGUUGGGGACAAGUUCAAGCUCGAGGUUGACUUCUCCACGCCCGUCCAGGGAGCCUCUGUGGACGACCUGACUGUGAAGGUUAUCCUACCCGAGGGCGCCACUAACGUGCAGGUGAACGUGCCGUUCAGUCUGGACAGCUCAAGUGAGACCACGCGUCAGACGUACCUGGACACGCCCGCUAUUGGUCGACCUGUGGUGAUUCUGGACAAGAAGAACGUGGUGGCUUCCCACAAUGUCCCCUUUGAAGUGACCUUCGACUUCCCGCAGCAGUUCAUGCUGCACGAGCCACUGCUGUUGGUGUCAGCCUUCUUGGCUUUCUUCAUCAUUUGCAUGUUCCUCUUCCGUCUGGACAUCAGCAUCGCUAAGAAGCCUGUGCAGAAGAAGAAGACCGAGUAAGUUGACGUGAUUAAAGAGCAGACAAAACGUUGCUUAAACAAAACACUCUUUAACGGGCUAGAAACACACUUUAACCCAAUGUCGUACAUACGGUGUCUGUAAAGCAAGCGUUAAACACUUAAGACAGAGAGUGUUUUAGAGU
Molecule: messenger RNA, 1646 nt
Organism: Phytophthora nicotianae INRA-310
Lineage: Eukaryota; Oomycota; Peronosporomycetes; Peronosporales; Peronosporaceae
Exons: 2
Coding region: 92-1504 (470 amino acids)
Cellular component (GO): oligosaccharyltransferase complex; membrane
Source: RefSeq, a predicted model, not a curated record